Molecule: messenger RNA, 1913 nt
Organism: Heterotrigona itama
Lineage: Eukaryota; Metazoa; Arthropoda; Insecta; Hymenoptera; Apidae
Source: the annotation of a GenBank genome assembly
AUGAUACAAAUAAAUUUCGUUUGGUUAUUAAUGAUUUCAUCAGUUAGUACGGAUGAUAUUGUUUCAAUCGAACAAUCUGUGGCACCUAUCAAAUACUGUAGGAAUAAGGAUAGAUUAGCAACGUCCGAGGAGAAUGAUGAAUAUUUACUUAUUAGCGCCGAGAUCGAUACAAUUAUCGAAGAGAGACAGUCAAAAAUUUGGUACUAUCAAGAUCGAUUCAAAGAGACUGUUGAAAAAGAGAUUGAAUUAGGAAUGGAUAACAAUGUGUCGUUCAAUAGGAUUUACACGACUUCAGAUCUUUCUUUAGUAGUUAAAGAAAUUGCGGUAACAGACGCUGGCAUUUACUUGUGCCAUGCGAUCUUCGAAGAGCACGGAGUUUUGCAUACAGAACAAGGGAACAUAACUGAUUGGGAGAAAUAUCGUGAAAUAUAUUUAGCAUCAGUUACCACACGAUUUGCCGUUUCCCAAAUGUUUGAAUUGGCUGAAAUUCGAGAAGUUGGGAUAACCCUUCAAGUUAUUUCUGAAUGGGCACCUUGGAGCCCAUGCGAACAUUGUGUACGUAAUCGGGGAAUCAAGAGGAGUGUUGGAAAUUGUCGAUUAAAACGACAAAUAAAUAUGAGCAAUUCUACUCGAAGAACAAUUUCCUGCUGUUAGUAGCGCAGUGCGCCAUUUGCCGGAAUUCAUUUUAAAGGAAGUAUGUAAAAAAUGUCCUCGCGUGAAAAAAGUGAAAGAUCGCAAGUUUAAAUACAUUAAACGAUUCGUACUGGCAGAAGGAGCUUAUCUUACAAUCGUUUGCCCAGAAUCAACUAUGGAAACCAAAGUGUCAUGGAAAAAAGAUGGGAUUACAUUGGAAAAAGGUGUUCGACAAUCAUUUCGCAAAUUGAAUUCAGAAGCUCGCGUGAUAGUAGACGCCUUUGGAACACUUUAUCUGAUAGAUGUUUCCACGCAUGAAGAAGGGAAUUACACGUGCUAUAUCAAUAACGUUAACAUGAUGCAAAUAAAAGUGAUAGUUAUUCAUAAAACUAGACUGUUAACUCAAGGACUUCUUCGGAGAUGUGUGAACUGUAGAUCAAGAGGAGAUUUAGGAUCCUGUAAGGAUCCUUUCACUAUGAACUCGACUGCGAUCGAAAUGGAAAAAGGCGUCGACGCUGUGCCCUGUGCAUCUGGUUGGUGCGGCAAAAUAAUUGAACGGCAGGGUUUAAACAACGAAUAUGGUACUGCCACGCAAAGGCUUUGUUUCCAACGUGGACCCGACGACGGUGAGGAACGAUGCGCGUUUACUGUGUGGAAUUACAAAAAGGUAUAUAUGUGCCUUUGUUUCGGAGAUCUAUGCAACGGAACAACGAAGCUAAGCAUUCCCAAUGGCUUGAUUUUCACAACACUUUGCAUUUUACUUACCGGUGCUUUAGAAUUUCCAAAUAAAAAGCAGAAUUGGUAUUUUGAAAUGAUACUAAAUAAGGAUGGGGCGUACUUCGCGCUUGAUAUUAAAGAAAUUUUAUCUUUUCCUUUUACCAACAUACGAUGUUCGUUAGCCAAUUUGUAUCUUUCCAAAACGGCGAGGUCGGCCUUAAACUUUUCAAUACGUGAUCGUGAAGGCCGUUCCGUCUCCUUUCUUCUUGGUUUCUCAACAGUGCUCUUUCAUGUGGAAUAUCGUCAUAAAACAGCUCGCCUUGGCUAUAUAGAUAUUUUACAGCGAGCAUUGCUUCCUCACCGGUCAAUAGAUACGGAUCGUGAUAUUCUGAAAUCAUUAUUAAAACUAAAACGAAUGCCUGCCCGCUUUGUUUUUAAAAUCAAUAUCCUUGCAUUAUAUCUUUGCAUUCUUUUAGCGUAUUCCUGCCCGUGUCAAAAUAUAUUGCUCACCAAGCCCGUUGGAAAAAUCAGGUGUUUUAUGCCUUGAUUCUUGCGAACUAUAA